Molecule: messenger RNA, 3586 nt
Organism: Schistocerca americana (American grasshopper)
Lineage: Eukaryota; Metazoa; Arthropoda; Insecta; Orthoptera; Acrididae
Product: probable aquaporin TIP4-2
Exons: 4
Coding region: 168-473 (101 amino acids)
Biological process (GO): transmembrane transport
Cellular component (GO): plasma membrane
Molecular function (GO): water channel activity
Source: RefSeq, a predicted model, not a curated record
AUACAGCUGCUGCGUUACGAGUAUUUCGAGGGCACCUUAUCGAUUGUGGUGCAGCAUUCUCUGGAGUCAGUGUGACGCCAUCUUCAGCGGUGUGUGACUGCACGACGACGCCGGCAGCGGGGCUGUCAACAACGCAGGCGCUGCUCGUGGAGGCGGGGGCUACGGCGAUGCUGAUACUCCUGUGCCACGGCUCGUGGGACGCGCGCAACUGCCACAACUCGGACUCCACGCCGCUCAAGUUCGGCUCCUACAUCACCGGCAUCUCCAUCGCCGCGGGUCCUUUGACUGGAGCCAGCAUGAACCCCGCCAGGACGCUUGCCCCAGCGCUCUGGAAGGGUGUUUGGGAAUGCCACUGGGUGUACUGGGCUGGUCCUUUAGGAGGCUCCGUCCUGGCUACUGUGAUGUACAUGUCGGUGUUCACAGAGAAGACAACUAGAUCAGCUGCCACAGAAGACAACAGCUCUGUAGACUAGUUCAGAGCAGACGUCGACGGCGUGGAGAACAUAGAAAAGUUCCCGUUCAGCCAGCUGCCAGAGAACUGUCCUCAGUGUCAUCCAGUGCAUUCCCGGCCAGAGAUUUACAAACAGGCUCUGCCUUGAAGCUGAUGCUACACCACUGAAGCCGGAAUCUGAUACUUACACAUUUUAUAUACCGGUGGCAGUCGUAACAAAAUGUGCUGAAGACCUUUAGCUCUGAAAUAGCGGUAUACGUCUGCAGUGUUGCAUUUGAGUGAACUGCUUAGCAUAGUUACAUGUGCAGUGUUGAAUAGGUCGCAUGGGCAUGAAAAUAAUUCUAAAGAUUGAACCUGGAAUUGUUUUAGCAGCAGUCAUGAGAUAACUCAAAACUAUUACCAUAGCUAACCGAUAAUGUGUCUCAAAGACCAGGUAUGUGAAAACGCUUGACAGUUGUUUGUUUCAGUGUGCAGCUUUAUGGGACCAAUGCAAUCAGUUUAUUGAGAAGGAGAAACAACAGCAUGUGACACUUAUCUGUAGAAAUGUGGACAUUGUGUACAGUGGGACAUCCCAAUCGUUACUAUCGUUGAAAUGUGAACGCCAUUCGAUUUCCACUGCCAAACUAUGAUUUUACAGACUGAAAAGGGUGGAGAAACAGACUAGUUUCAAAAUGAAAAGUAAAUUGUCACAUGCUUUUUUUUUUUUUUAAAAAAAGAAAGAACUGUGGUAGUGUCAGUAUUAGAUAAGUGGACUGAGUAUGAGAUAUGCAUGUUAGCAGUAUGUGGUACAUAAUGUGGUGAAUAUAGAUUUAUACACACAGUAGCUGGUUCUCGCAGCUUUUGUACAGUGCCAUGAAAUUUACUAGCGAAUGGUAUGUUUCCACCAAGGACUCGAAUACCGAACUUGCAGAUUUUGUAGGCAACGUCUUUGUGACUGGAGCUAACUCAGAACAUAUGGUUGUGUCUUGGUCCUAAUUUUCCAGUUUUGCACUCCAAACCGGUCUUGGUUUAGAAUCUACUGAUAAUUGUACCAUACUGGCUCGCUCGGAAAAAAAUGAAAGAUAAUAUCAGAGAUGGGAAAGAAUUUACGAUUUAUCAGUGCUUGUUUAGGAAAAAUUAGUGUUGAGGGUAGGAGUGUCUAACUCUUGAUCAUACUUUAUUCAUCCAUGAAUAAAACUAGCAAGUCAGGAGCUGGCAAACAGUUGUGGGAACGACAUAUGGAGUCAACAAUGCAAACAUACAGCUGACACGGCAAAUAUUAAAAAAUAUGUUACGUGCUCGCCUUUACAUGUUUGCAGGUUGCAGUCAUCAGUACAUUUCCAAGAGAUCAGCGCGAUACAAGAAUUGUAUUUACACUCAAGUCUUCAGCCAUGCUGUCAUGGUCAGCAUGCAUAGGAGGAGGAAGAUGUGUAGUUUGACUCUUCUUGGAGAAAUGCUCUCGAGAAUUUAAAGUUAAACUGGUACUCGUGCAGUUCUUUCCUGUAGUGUCUCCUUCCAUUCGUUGUUGAUCAUCUCAGACACACACUCGGUCUAUUUGAGCAAAUCUGUGAUAAACUGUACAGAUCCUUCCUGAAACUUUUUUUCUUGCUUUCAUUCAGCCUCCUGAGAAUAUCGUACCCAGUAGCAAUACUGAAGAAUCUUUCAGAAGGGCUCUUUGUAAGUGUGAUUUACACUUGAUUAACAUUCUAGUUUGGCAUCUCCCUUCUACACAUCCAGAUUUAUCACCAAAUCGCAUUGUAAUCUACAAUGAACGUUUCCCUAGUAUGUCUCCGAAUGUUGCUAAGGAAAUCAACAACGGUAGCACUGUAUUCAGCUUGUCACAAGAUUUCCGCAAAAGCUGUUUCCCUAUCUCGAACUUCCUUUGUUAUCACAAUAACCAAAAACAGCUGGAAAAUACAUUCAAUCAGUCCCACAGUGAAUCGUGAAUCGGCUCCAGUAAUUCCAACAUUGUUAAAGAAGUAACUAUCUACAUUGCUCAUAUAAAUGUUACUAUAAUUUUUUUAACAGUCUAUUUCUUAACAACUGGCCAAUAACAGUACAUUCGGUGAUAGUAUGACAUUGUGAUACUCGAAUAUUGCACUUAUGUUCUCGAUGUACACAAUUUUCUCACUCGGGUUUUAUUUAGACUGUGUCUUACUAAGCGAUUUACUUUUUCUAUUGAUACAGUUUUAGUGUUUGAUGUUGUGGCUCUGCAUAUAUGUGAGAGACUGACUUCAUGAAAGUUCCUGUUCGUUGGUAGUAUUUCUCUCUGCCUUGUAAGCUGGAUUCUACCUUUAAAAACGCUUUGUUUAUGGAAAAAUGUGAAGUUACACGGUUUUUAGGACUCUACUUCAAAACGUAUGCUGCACUCUAAUAACUGUGAAUAAAUCAGAAAGAAGACAAAAUCACACACUAUACCUAGUAGUGACACAUCAGUAAAGCGUGGUAGUAUUCAUACUAGCCUUACGCUUCAUAACUAUUGUACUGCAGUUUUUUCCUGUUUCCCACAAAAAAUCAUUCUUCAUAUCCACUCACUGAACUUACUGUUGUCAAUUUCCUGUCCUUCGAAAUACGUUCACAUAGAUUCUAUAAAAACUUUCUCAUCUGUUUUCACACUCUUUUUUUGUCAUGUUGACAUGUUUUACCAAAUGAUAUGCAUUAAAACACAUGUAAUUCUCUCUCUCUCUCUCUCUCUCUCUCUCUUUCACGUAUGUCAUUUAUGAGAACUGUUGUUUCUGUCCUUCCGUCCUGUGGUUCUCUCUUUCGUAGGAAAAAAGUAUUGAACGUUAAAAUCCAAAAGCAGUUAGGAAUGCGUAACAACAGCGUAUACAAAGAUUAUUUACUGUUUACCAGGUCAUAGAAUUCUUGCCAUCAUUACAGAAAUGUGCAGACGAGGAAGGCUAGCUAGCAGGUUACUGAUACUCUUGAAGAAAAUCAUCUUGGUAGAUUUUCUCUCGAAAACGUAUGAAUGGAAGGAGUUCAAAGUGGGAAAGAUUUAAAUUUUAUAAAAAGGUGAUUUUUGCAGUACAAACUAUUGUCAGACCAGGUAUCUCAAAUGACAAGAAGGUGGAUACAGCUGUUUCAUAUUUUCUCAUGUACAUAUAAACUGUAAAUUAUUUUAAUUUCCUGUUGCUGUAAAACUGUACUUUAUGUAAA